CAAAACCAGUGCUAUUUCUUUCCCCUGUUUCUGAGAAAACCGCAGUCGUAGAAGCUGGAGAAACUGUUAUUCUAAUAGUAGCGGUGCACCCCCCCUUAUUUAUUGCUGAUUCCGUCUUUUCUUUCCUUACCACAGCAAGUGACAGCUAACUCACUUCUUCUUAUUCGUCUUUCCGAGGACUCUCUGGCUCUGCAAUUUCUUGUGGGUGAAGAUGAGUAGUAGUGCACGAGUUUGCAAAUUCGAGGCAGCUUUCAAGUCCAUGCAGACGCAGAAAAACACAUUGACGGAAUCCGGCAAGGCCAAUCAGGUCCGCCGGUUCUCCAGUGGCAGGACUCAAGCUAGUAAGAUAAGGAAUAGCGACGAGAAAAGGAGGAGAGAAGCGGAGAAGGCCGAGAAAGUUAUGCACUUGAUCUGCUGGGGUCCCAACUAAAAUUACCAGUUUUUUUCUCUUGGUUUCUAUAUUCACUAUAAUUAUUAUUUAUAUUUUUGUGUGGUGAGCAGAAAGAUUCAUUAUCAUCAAUUCUUGACAUUGGUUACGAAUUUACAAGGAAGAUCUGUAACAAAUGGUGUGCGAGUUAUAAUCUCUUAUAGAGAUCUUCGAAGGAGAAAUGAGAACUUAAUCGGAUCAUCUAUAGUUCUUCACACUUUUUUGUUUUUUUUUCCUACGUAUGUUUGUGUGUCUGUUUGUUUUUGCUUUUGCAUAGCAGAAUUCAUCAAUGGAUAUCCGAUCAUUAGCAGAGCAGUGGGCCAUCAAUUGAACGGUCAGAAUUGAUGGGUAUCAGGAGAUUCAGGAUAAAAGAUAACAAAAAUAAUCUUGGAGACAUAAAUUAGAACUUGGCCUCUUGUGCCUUCUCCAGUUAUCUUAAAUAUAAAAUCAGAUAAUAGAAUUCCCCAGCGCCUCCUCCCCUCCACAAGAGUCAAGAAAUAAAAGCCUUCUAGUCCUUUUUUCUUGCUCUGCCGUAACCACUCUUCAUCAGAAAUCAGAAGCAUGCUUUCACUCAAACCUUGCAAGAACAAUUUCCGGUCUUCUUUUCUGAUAAAUCCUUCAAAGUUUGGGAAGAAAACGCAGACGGUCCAUCAAGCAAGGAAGGUCGAUGGGAGAAGACUAGUAGUCAGAGGGUGUCAGGAAGGAGAGAAGAAGGAGAGGCGAAGUUUCUUGACCCUAGAAGAAGCUGGUUUGGUUGAAAUUUCCGGUUUAAGUACUCACGAACGCUUCCUAUGUCGAUUAACGAUCUCAUCACUUAAUCUACUUCGAGUCAUAUCGGAGCAAGAAGGGCUUCCGAUUGAGGAGCUUAAUGCCGGGAGGAUCUGUGAUUGGUUUCUCAAGGACAAGCUCAAGAGAGAGCAGAACUUGGAGUCUGCAGUUCUUCAAUGGGAUGACUCAGAAUUCCAAUUUUAGUCUUUUGGAUUAUGAGUUUCUGGUCUAUUAUCUUUUGCAUUGUUGUGAGAAUAUGUUUUGUUAUGUAUCAACCUUUAAUCCAUAAAUUGCAGAUAACCAACUUGCUGAUUUGGUGGCUUGUUGGUUUUGAUACCAGAAUCGUGAGAUGAGGACUUAGUUGUCCUUUAACCAAGAGAGAGAGAGAGAGAAAGAUUUGAAUUCAAAGCUAUGAUGAAUGAUCAUAAGCCAGUUACUUUCAGCAUUUA
Nelumbo nucifera (sacred lotus) is the source of this 1644-nucleotide messenger RNA. RefSeq names its product receptor-interacting protein. Lineage: Eukaryota; Viridiplantae; Streptophyta; Magnoliopsida; Proteales; Nelumbonaceae. The record is from RefSeq and is a predicted model, not a curated record.